Molecule: messenger RNA, 3499 nt
Organism: Trachemys scripta elegans
Lineage: Eukaryota; Metazoa; Chordata; Testudines; Emydidae
Gene: ZSWIM6
Product: zinc finger SWIM-type containing 6
Exons: 14
Coding region: 1-3483 (1160 amino acids)
Cellular component (GO): Cul2-RING ubiquitin ligase complex
Molecular function (GO): zinc ion binding
Source: RefSeq, a predicted model, not a curated record
AUGGCGGAGCGCGGUCAGCUCCCUCCCCCCGCUAAGCGCCUCUGCUGCAGACCUGGCUACGGCUCAGGGUGCAGGCCGGGCCAGCGGGCGGGCGGCGGCGGACCCGGCAGCGGGGUGCUCUGUGCCGGACCCUCCUCCGCGGCCGCCGCCGCUGCCGCCCUGGGGCUGCUGCCGCUCGGCAAGACUCAGAGCCCCGAGUCCCUGCUGGACAUCGCGGCUCGCAAGGUGGCGGAGAAGUGGCCCUUUCAGCGGGUGGAGGAGCGGUUCGAGCGGAUUCCGGAGCCGGUGCAGCGCAGGAUCGUGUACUGGUCUUUCCCCCGCAGCGAGAGGGAGAUCUGCAUGUACUCCUCCUUCAACACCGGCGCCGAGGACCCCGCCGCCCCCGGGGGGGCCGCUGCCAGCACCGCGCCCGGCGGGGCCGCGGACGCCGCCGCCGACGAGAACCGCCUGCCCUUCCGUAGGGGCAUCGCUCUGCUCGACGGCGGCUGCGUCGAUAACGUCCUGCAAGUCGGUUUCCACUUGAGCGGCACGGUGACAGAUCCUGCAAUGCAAUCGGAGCCAGAAACUGUUUGCAAGGUAGCUAUCAGCUUUGAUCGUUGCAAGAUUACCUCAGUGACCUGUAGCUGUGGAAACAAGGACAUAUUUUACUGUGCCCACGUUGUCGCACUCUCUUUAUACCGGAUCCGCAAGCCAGAUCAGGUCAAACUGCAUCUUCCCAUUUCAGAGACACUCUUUCAAAUGAACAGAGACCAACUACAAAAGUUUGUACAGUAUUUGAUCACAAUGCACCACACAGAAGUUUUGCCAACAGCUCAGAAAUUAGCAGAUGAAAUUCUUUCUCAGAAUUCAGAAAUCAAUCAAGUCCAUGGUGCUCCUGACCCAACAGCAGGUGCUAGCAUAGAUGAUGAAAACUGUUGGCACUUGGAUGAAGAACAAGUCCAGGAGCAAGUUAAACUCUUCCUCUCCCAGGGUGGAUACCAUGGAUCAGGGAAGCAGCUCAAUUUGCUUUUUGCGAAGGUGCGAGAGAUGUUAAAGAUGAGAGACUCUAAUGGAGCUCGCAUGUUGACAUUGAUAACAGAACAGUUCAUGGCUGACCCUCGUCUGUCGCUUUGGAGGCAACAAGGCACUGCAAUGACUGACAAGUAUAGGCAACUCUGGGAUGAACUGGGUGCUCUUUGGAUGUGUAUAGUCUUAAAUCCCCACUGCAAGUUGGAGCAGAAGGCCAGUUGGCUAAAACAGCUGAAAAAAUGGAACAGUGUGGAUGUUUGUCCCUGGGAAGAUGGAAACCAUGGAAACGAGCUGCCCAAUUUAACCAAUGCUUUGCCUCAGGGUGCAAAUGCUAACCAAGAUUCAUCAAACAGACCGCAUCGGACGGUGUUCACUCGAGCUAUUGAGGCAUGCGAUCUCCACUGGCAGGACAGCCACUUACAGCACAUUAUCAGCAGUGACUUAUACACCAACUACUGUUACCAUGACGACACUGAAAACUCGCUCUUUGACUCUCACGGGUGGCCCCUCUGGCAUGAACAUGUUCCUACAGCCUGUGCAAGGGUUGAUGCAUUACGAUCUCAUGGAUACCCAAGAGAAGCACUGAGGCUAGCAAUAGCUAUUGUUAACACACUAAGAAGACAGCAGCAAAAACAGCUGGACAUGUUCCGGGCUCAGAAGAAAGAACUUCUCCACAAAGGAGUAACCUCAAUAACUAAUCUUGAAGGCUGGGUGGGGCACCCAUUGGAUCCAGUUGGCACCCUCUUCAGUAGCCUUAUGGAAGCCUGCAGGGUGGAUGAUGAAAGCUUCCAUGGCUUCUCAGACUUCACAGACAACAUGGGGCAGUGCAAAUCUCUGGAGUACCAGCACCUGCCUUCACACAAAUUCUUAGAAGAAGGGGAAUCUUACUUAACGCUGGCUGUGGAAGUAGCAUUGAUAGGUCUGGGGCAGCAGCGAAUAAUGCCAGAUGGCUUGUAUGCACAAGAGAAGGUUUGUCGAAAUGAGGAGCAGCUCAUUUCUAAGCUACAGGAAAUUGAAUUGGAUGAUACACUGGUGAAGAUCUUUCGAAAGCAAGCAGUCUUCCUAUUAGAAGCUGGACCAUAUAGUGGUUUAGGCGAAAUCAUCCAUCGAGAGAGUGUUCCAAUGCACACAUUUGCCAAGUAUCUCUUCACCUCUCUCCUACCUCAUGAUGCUGAAUUGGCAUACAAAACUGCACUGAGAGCCAUGCGGUUGCUAGUAUUGGAAUCUACAGCUCCAUCAGGAGAUAUGUCCCGCCCACACCACAUUGCAUCAGUUGUUCCAAACCGCUAUCCCCGUUGGUUCACGCUAAGUCACAUUGAGUCCCAGCAGUGUGAGUUGGCAUCAACUAUGCUAACAGCAGCCAAAGGUGAUGUUCGGAGGCUGGAAACAGUGUUAGAAUCCAUCCAGAAAAAUAUUCACUCCUCAUCACACAUCUUCAAGCUUGCCCAGGAUGCAUUUAAAAUAGCAACACUCAUGGACAGUUUGCCAGACAUCACUCUUUUGAAAGUUUCUUUGGAGUUAGGCCUUCAGGUGAUGCGGAUGACAUUGUCAACAUUGAAUUGGAGGCGGCGGGAGAUGGUGAGGUGGUUGGUAACCUGUGCAACAGAAGUAGGUGUUUAUGCACUGGAUAGCAUCAUGCAGAACUGGUUUACACUUUUCACUCCAACCGAGGCCACUAGUAUUGUUGCUACAACAGUGAUGUCCAACAGCACCAUCGUCCGUCUGCAUCUGGACUGCCAUCAGCAGGAGAAACUGGCCAGCAGUGCUAGGACGCUUGCUCUACAGUGUGCCAUGAAGGAUCCUCAAAACUGUGCCCUCUCUGCACUGACCUUAUGUGAAAAGGAUCACAUAGCUUUUGAGACCGCUUACCAAAUUGUUCUAGAUGCUGCUACGAAAGGCAUGAGCUAUACGCAGCUUUUUACUAUAGCACGCUAUAUGGAACAUCGUGGUUACCCUAUGCGGGCCUACAAGCUGGCCACUUUGGCCAUGAACCAUCUCAACCUGAGUUACAAUCAGGACACACACCCUGCCAUUAAUGACGUUUUGUGGGCAUGUGCGCUCAGCCACUCCCUUGGGAAAAAUGAGCUUGCAGCUAUAAUACCUCUGGUGGUCAAAAGUGUCAAAUGUGCAACAGUACUGUCAGACAUUUUGCGUAGGUGUACUUUGACCACUCCUGGGAUGGUGGGACUUCAUGGAAGGAGGAACUCUGGUAAGCUCAUGUCACUGGACAAAGCCCCUUUAAGGCAACUCCUGGAUGCCACGAUUGGAGCCUACAUUAAUACAACACAUUCACGACUCACACACAUCAGCCCUCGACACUAUAGUGAGUUUAUAGAGUUCCUUAGUAAGGCCCGAGAGACUUUCUUAAUGGCUCAUGAUGGACACAUUCAGUUUACACAGUUUAUCGACAACCUAAAACAAAUCUACAAAGGCAAAAAGAAACUGAUGAUGUUGGUUCGUGAACGGUUUGGUUGACAAAAAUGUGUGAGGG